AAAAGACUUUCGACAACUCAGCUUUUUUGUUAUAAAAUUUUCAAAAAAUGUCAUAUCAGAAUCUUCGUGCUUUUCGUAUCCGUCAAACAAAUACUUGAAAGAGUGAAAGGUUCACAGAAAAUCGUACCACUCAAACGUCUGGCGAUUGACCAGGUUUGUUUCUUUGCCCCACCUUUUCAUGCCACAAUUCUAAUUGUUCUACGCAUGCUAGAAGGUGUUGGCGUGAAUGAGUCAUGCGAAAGAAUGAGGAACGAUUGGUGGACGAUUUACGCGAAUAAUUUGAAGAUUUGGCCAGCAGUUCAACUUAUCAACUUCUAUCUGAUACCUUUGAAUAUGCGUGUAAUCAUUGUACAAGUGGUGGCAUUUUUCUGGAACACAUAUUUAUCGUACAGAACACAAGCAGAGAAAUUUUAUAAGCGCCGUUUAAGUCAAUGA
Molecule: messenger RNA, 435 nt
Organism: Angiostrongylus costaricensis
Lineage: Eukaryota; Metazoa; Nematoda; Chromadorea; Rhabditida; Metastrongylidae
Source: the annotation of a GenBank genome assembly